Messenger RNA from Eublepharis macularius, 1719 nucleotides. RefSeq names its product mucosal vascular addressin cell adhesion molecule 1 (gene MADCAM1). The transcript is spliced from 5 exons. Lineage: Eukaryota; Metazoa; Chordata; Lepidosauria; Squamata; Eublepharidae. Gene Ontology annotation, biological process: integrin-mediated signaling pathway; positive regulation of lymphocyte migration; heterotypic cell-cell adhesion. Gene Ontology annotation, cellular component: membrane. Gene Ontology annotation, molecular function: integrin binding involved in cell-matrix adhesion. Bases 46 to 1620 code for a protein of 524 amino acids. The record is from RefSeq and is a predicted model, not a curated record.
CCUUGUAUCGAAGGAAGGAAGGAAGAGAGCAAAUUAAAAGUUGUUAUGCCUUCCUCAAGAAAACAGUUCUGUGCAAGUGAAGAUAUAUAUCCAGGAGGAAAAGAAAUGGAGACUCUCCUUCUCGGGCUUCUGCUCAGCCUGCUCUGGAAUUGUGAUGUAGCUCUGCCGCUGCAUGCCAGGACUCGCUUGACCAUUCAUCCCAAGGAGCCGGUGGUGGAAGUUGGGGGCUCUGUUCGACUGCAUUGUUCCAUGGAUUGCCCAGGAGGCAAAGUGCAGUGGGAAGGGCUGGAUACCGACCUGGGGGACGUCAUUUCCAACGGCACGUCCAGCAUCCUGACUGUCACCAACGCAGCAGUGAGGAUGGAAGGCAUGAAGAUAUGCAUGGGCCAAUGUGAAGGAAAGUCCUUCCAAAAGACGGUGGAAUUACAGGUGUAUUCUCUUCCAGACACCUUGCAAUUGGACUCCCAGCCUGAGGUGCCAAGGGCUGGGCAGACAGCCCGUCUCUUCUGUUCGGUGAGCCACGUCUACCCCGCCGAAGCCUUUACGCUGAGCUGGUUCCAGGGAGACCACAGGGUGCAGUGUCCCGUGGAAGAGGAUAUGGAGGAUUCUGAGCUGUUUACUUUUCAUUCCAAAUUGGAGAUCCCGGUUGUUGCAGAACAUACAACCUACCGGUGUGAGGCAAAACUGCAGAUUGGUGAACAUCUGUUCCUCCAAAGCAGGAUGGUAACAAUUCAUGCCCAAGCUCCACAGGAGAUACGCACCACUACAAAAACAACAACAAGCCAUUCGGGGAGACCUGUCACUGCCACUGAUGGGAGUUCUUCACUUGAGGCGCUCACCAGAAGCCUUCCAACCCUCCAUUCCACAGAGCAUUCCACCAUUUUGAUGCCUGUUGCUAUCACCACGGUAGCCCCCAUCUUGGAAUCUACGACAAGCCCUGCCAUCAUGAUAAAUCCUUCCACUGGAUCCCUUUCUCCAGCAGCUAACUCCUUUGGAAAAGUGUUGACAGUCUCUUCUGAGCCCCUGGAUGGGGCUCUCCGCACCUCUGCAAAGCUCUCCAUGUUCACUUUGACACCUGUUACAGAGACCUUAGCUAAGUUGGGGGUUGUUUCACAAGCCCUUCCCACAACAGACCAACAACCUGCUGCAAAGCUUGUUUCUACCACGAACGACCCUCCUGCGAAGAGCAGCGUUGCUACAAGAAGGCCUCCCAACCACACAGUGGAACAGGCCACAGGCCUCUGUAGGCCUGUGAUCACACCUUUCCCUCCCCAAGGGACCAUGGGGGGAACACUUCACAUCACAUGCCACGCAGUAGAGUGUCAUGAAGAUGUCCAAGUCCGGUGGGAGGAAACUCCUGUGGCUCAGUCCCAGUACCACCAGGAGAAGGCUGAGGGCCAGUCCACCUUGACUGUUGAUAGUGUCAGCUUGGAGCACCAGGGGGUCUACCGAUGUAUUGUGAUGACCAGCCAGCCCCGGAUGGCAAGUUUACGUGUUAUUGUGACUGCUGGUAUGUUCAACACUAACACUAUCAUUGCCAUCGGAGCUGCUGGCUCUCUCUUGGGGCUGAUCGUCACCAGCUAUGUGUUCCGUCGUGUGUGGCAACAGCGUGGCAGCUAGUGUGGUACGAUUCCUUGGCCGCUACUACUCUCCCUGCUCCAGUGACUUUGCCAGGGAAAAAGAGCUGGUUCUCGCUGGCCUCGGGGGGGCCUUGCAAGG